Molecule: messenger RNA, 4245 nt
Organism: Linum trigynum
Lineage: Eukaryota; Viridiplantae; Streptophyta; Magnoliopsida; Malpighiales; Linaceae
Source: the annotation of a GenBank genome assembly
CGAGAAGAGGAACGGACCUGAAACGAAUUCCUCCGCUAAUUCGUCGGGCGCUGAUUUCUUUCCAGUCUUUUAAUGAAGAAAAUAUUUACAAACUUGUUGAGUCAACAUUUAAAUUUCUUGAGUUGAGUGGUGCACUAGAUCCUAAAAGUUCUUUUUGGUAUUUUCAUGAAUUAAUAUUUACAACUUGCUCAAGAGUUUAUCCUCGAGAUUUUGAAGGUUAUUAGAUGCAUUCUUUGAAGAAUGAUCUACGAUAUUAUGCCGAUCAUGUGGUUCAUAGUAAUGAAUAUGAUGUUUCUUACUUCGCAAAAUUACUAGAGAUGCUAGUGGAAACUGGAAACAGAGAUGGAUACACAAUACAAAUUGAUUUGUCGGUUGAUUCGUCUAAUGCAUACCUAGCUUGUUUCAAUAGCUACUAUUGAGAUAACAUUUUAUGCAAUGAAACAUAUGAAAACUUAUUUACGCAACAAAAUGAGCGAUGAAUUUCUCUCUGAUUGCAUAACUAUUUUCUUUGAGAGUAUGCUAUUUGUAUGUACAAUUGACAUUGUAAUGAAAACUAUAGUCAUCAUUUAUUUGUUGUUUACAAUAUCUAAUUUUCUAUUCAAAUGCGGCACAGUGCUCUACUAUGUCAUGCAUCCGCUGUUGCUCAUAAUGGUUCAGGCCCAUUACUACACCUAUUAAGUCCCCCCCAUAAUGCACCCCAUAAUGUGGCUUAAAACUUUAUAAGUGCACUACUCAUCUCAUAAAGGUGGAGAAUCCUAGAGGCAUCUCUAUAUUUAUAGUCUUUCAUACACGCGCGACAUGUACAGAGCAUCAUAUGACAAUACUCAUCCGUACCCAACUCAAUGCAAGCGGGAAACCAAUCCGUUUAAUUUUUUUGUUCCUAUUUGAGGAAACCCUAUAUAAUCUACAGUAACAUUUAUAGUGGAAACAUAAAACUGCCACCACCAUUCAAAAAUCUCUGCAUCUGGAGUGAUUUUCGGAGCUGACGUGGCUGGCAACUGAUCGGAACCGGCUUCCAGUGUUUUGCAAGCCAAAACUACAAUUGUGGGCCUAGCUAUGAUUUUGGGCACUUAUCUUCCUCCAUGGCGGCCAAUCCAUUUAUGUGUUUCAUCUCCACCCAGGACAAAACGACAGUUCCAGCAGACGGUGGUUAGAGGGCGUCCGGGUCGUUCACGUCGCCCCAAAUCUGCUACCGAAUCAGUAUUUCUCGGAGAGGCCAGUAUCCCUUCCCCGCCGUGUGUAUUACCUCUUCAGUGUUGGUGCCGUUCCGGAGAUUCAGUGUCGGCGGGUGUAAAAUUCAGAGGUGAUUUUUCUCAUAUCUACGCCGUCUCAUCCCCCGCAAAAGUAAUAUUCUUUCCGACGCCGCAAUUGCCAUCCGCCCUGAUUUUGAAACUUGCAACGAUGGAAAUGAGCAGCUGAAGGAGAUGUCGUUAGCCGUCCAAUGUCCGCCCGGUAAUGAGCAGGAACGCCUUGGAGCCGAUCUCACAGUACCUUCCAAACCGCCCCUGUCAUUUCUUCAUCUUCAUCCCCAACUACCAGCAGCAAGACGAACUCACACAACCUCCCCCGCCGUCGUCAAAUUGCUUUCGACAAACUGAGGAGGGCCUCUCUCUUAUUCUCCGUUCCAACGAUGUUAGAGACUGCCCCUUCAAGCCUCCCAUCCGAUUACUAUGAUUAGCAGUUCGAAUCCCGCCAUGACGUUCUCACCACUGCCUCCGUUCAUCGCCUCUGCAAAAGCAUCGGCCUACUACAAAAUUCUUCUGCUUCCAAUUGGGGAAAACCGACAAUCCCAUCGCGAUGUUCUCGGCACUGACUCCAUUCAUCACCUCGACAAAAGCUUCGUCCUGGUAUACAUGUCUUCUUUUUCCUUAUUGCAAGCACUGUAAAAAUCUAGAUCCCUAUGGAAAGACUUAGGUAAAGCAAUGGCCAAGACGAGAUAGAGGUUGGUGAAAUUGAUUGUGGUGCCAACAUAUCAGUAUGCUCAAAAGUGGACAUCUACUCAUACCCAACGUUUAAGGUCUUUUAUGAAGGAGAAAAGGUUGCUAAAUACCAAGGUAAGUUGAACAUUCCAACGUCUCACUAAAAUCUCAUACACUUUGAUCAGAAUUGUGUGGCAGAUCAUUAGUAAAAAGGAUUGUUGUGUUUGGUCUUUCAAUUUUUUGACGAUGUUCCCUACCAUCAUUCUGUUGAUAUGCAAGAAGGUAGGGCGACGUUGCGCAAGAAGGUAGGGGUUUGGGGAGGGAGGACGGAGAAGCAGGUUAGGCUGAUAGGGUUUUGGCUGUUGGGGGUCGUUUUGGGCGGGAUGGUGCGGGGUCGUUUUGGGCGGAGUGCGGGUCGUUUUGGAAUAAAGGGGAAGAGGUCGGUUAGCCGGUUAAUCAUCGGUUUCCGAUCACGGUUAAUCGGCUAGCCGAGUCUCUUCCCCUCUCCUCCGACAACCGACCGCCGGCAUUUGAGGACAGUUUUCGGUUAGUCAAAAACCGAUCGGUUCGAUCGAAACCGUUAAGUUAACUGCAAACCGAAAACCGUUCUGCCACCCUAGAGCCAGGGGCAAUAAUUCAUUUUAGACCAAUCCAAACAUCAAAUAUUUAUUCUUAAUCAUGGUGGGUUAAACUCAACGAACUCUUUUAGUUUUUUCCUAUCUCCCUUGGCUCCCUUUCAAUUUUUUAUGUUGUUGUAAAUUUGAUAUUCUCUUUCACCAAAUUCUCCAAAUGGAGCAGCUUAGAAUGACUCUUUUACCAAAUAUAUUUAUUCUUAAUUUUUCAUCAUGUAGCUAAAGUGUGCUGACACGCCAAAACACAACACCAAUCUGCGACCAAGUGUAAUCGCAGACCGGGAAUGCAGUAACAGGCAAGUUAUAUUAUCAACCCGGGCUCUAGAUCUACUGCUUACUCAGUGAUUCUCUGUUAUCUAGCCAACUAGAGUAAGUGAUUGUUGUUUAAACUGAAAGCAGAAAUAAAGCAGGAAAUUAUUCGGUUUUCUUAAGCAGGAAAGAGUCACUCGGGAAUGAAUCCCCGUAGCUCCUUAGUUAGGUUCAAUUGCAAUUCCCUGGGUUGAUUUACUGUUGAUUAGACUGCGGAAGAUCCGACAGUAGCUUGGAAUCUCUUAAGCUGACCAAGCCCUCUCAGUCUAACUACCCGGCAGACGACUAGUCUUCACCGGGAUAGAAAGCUGAGGCUAUGAACACAGAACUCCACUACUGGCGCCAAGAACACCAGUACAAAGCAGUAAACUGGCUAACUCUCGUAUAGCCAACCUCCUACUAUCGAAUGAAGAGGCUCUAACAACCUAAUCAGAUUCUAUCUAUCUCAGGUUGAAGCAGAAAUUGAGACAAGCUGAUCAGACUCAAAUCAAUUCAUGAAACAUGCAUCAUUCGAUUAAAAUCAAACAGUAGUAUCAUCCCAAGUCAUUACAAUCUAAUCCCUAACACAAGGAACUAGGGUUCUUCAUACCCAAGUUAGAGAAGGGUUCUACUCCAUAGAGAGAGAAAAGAAAACAGUAAUCGGAGUAGUCAUACUCAUAAUGAUGAGGAAAAUCUGCUCCGGGAUGAUGAUUUCCACUCCUAGGACGAUCUCCAAGCUUGAAUUGAUGAAAUCCAGCUCCAAGAUGGCUUCUAGGGUGAGUUCUUCGUUCUUUCUCUCUCUAGGGCUCUGUUUUUGCUCAAAAGGUCCGAUCCCCCCACUUCUGGCUCGGAUUAGGCUUUAAAACCGGGUUUUCCCGAGUUGCACGGCCAGGGUGCACGGCCGUGCACCUCACCAUUCUGGCCGUGCACCCUGAAACGCAGCGUAUCCCUUAAGUCGAACUCAGGCUUCUUGCACGGCCAGGUGCACGGCCGUGCAAUCUUCAGGGCUUGCCCGUGCAGCUCCUCGGCAUGAGGCGCACGGCCAGCUUGCAACCGUGCACGGCCGUGCAGCCCCCCUGGUCUGCCCGUGCAGCUCCCAAAAACCUCGCCACUCGUCCGUUCUUCGUCCAAUCGACCCCAGACUCGCUCCUAAGCCUUCAUUCACGUACUAGGACCUGAAAUAUCACAAACAAGCACAACCUAGCGUGAAAUCGGCCUAAAACACGAGAAUCAACACCUCAAACGGUGUAAGAACGGGGGUAAAAACAUGUGUAAAUGACGGUCUAUCAAACUCCCCCACACUUAACCGUUUGCUUGUCCCCAAGCAAACCAAGUCAGACACUAGGUAAGCUUACAUAUUUCAAUCAACCAACAUUGGGGACAAGUCAUAAAGGCACAGAACACGU